Sphaerodactylus townsendi is the source of this 722-nucleotide messenger RNA. RefSeq names its product mitochondrial ribosomal protein L52 (gene MRPL52). The coding region runs from base 294 to 686 and encodes 130 amino acids. Gene Ontology annotation, cellular component: mitochondrial large ribosomal subunit. Gene Ontology annotation, biological process: mitochondrial translation. The record is from RefSeq and is a predicted model, not a curated record. Gene Ontology annotation, molecular function: structural constituent of ribosome. Lineage: Eukaryota; Metazoa; Chordata; Lepidosauria; Squamata; Sphaerodactylidae. The transcript has 5 exons.
UUCCCUUAAAUGUGCGAACACGAGUGUGGCUCUCAACUCAGAAAAUUAAUCGGUUUGGGGAGCGUAAAGCCAACUCGAGCCUCUCUUUGUAGCCUUUAGCUGUUCCCUUCCCCCUUUCCCGAUUGUCCUUUUUACAGGACUGCAACUGUCCGUACAAGAUGGCGGCGCCCAGCAUGCUAACCUUUGCUCCUCAGCCAUUCCAAAAUGGCGGCGCCCGUUGUGUUCCUGCGAGAAAUGGUGGCUCCCGGCGUUAAUUGAAUGCACGCUUCUUUUGCUCGGGUGUUCUCGUCAGAAUGGCAAAUCCCGCCAUGCAAAAACUGGGAACCCAGCUGACGAAAUUUGCUUUGGUGUCUCGGAGCUUUCACAGCAGUUCUACGAACCAGGCUGGCAAGCUGUGGAGAUUGAAACACGCUUUGCCUGAGAAUGGUUCGGAUUAUGGGCCCAUGACGGACCUGCCAGAUUGGUCAUUUGCCGAUGGGCGCCCUGCCCCGCCGAUGAAAGGUUACCUCCGUCGACAGGAAAAGAACAGAGAAUUUGCACGUCGUAUAGCCAUGAUCUCCUCAGAGAUUGACCGUGGAAUGGAGAAGUGGGAGACCAACCAGAGGGAACAACGUCAACAGGCUGAGGAGAAGCGACAAAACAGACUCCUGCCGAAAGGAGGGAGCCUCCCACCACUCCCAAAAUAAAUAUUAAUAUAAAUAAAUAUUUUUGUCCUAAUUUGA